AUGCUUGGGAUUCUUUGAUUGACACCCCGGAGGAGCCAAUGAGAGGUGGAGUUGUCGUCUCGUGGCCAAUGAGCUGUGGAAACCAUGUCCGCUGCGCGUGGAAACAUCGGGGAUGUUGUGACGACUGUCGUUGCCCGUGUGUGGAUCAUAUUCAGCGUCUGUUCCGCGGUGGUUCGCGGGCAGGAGGGUGAUGGCUGUGGACACACGCUACUGGGCACAGAGUCUGGUACCUUGGCCUCUCAGAACUAUCCAGGCACCUACCCCAGUAACACUUGGUGUAAGUGGAAGCUUCGAGUGGCAGAAGGCCGCACGCUGCAACUCUUGUUUGGAGAUUUUGACGUUGAGAGCAGCCCGGGCUGCCGCAAUGGCUCCCUCGUGAUCACAGACAAAAAUGGAGAACGCUGGCUGGGUCCAGUGUGUGGGAAGCUUGAUGAAUUGCAGAAGAAUGUGACACUCAAAAGCAAUGAAGUGAUAAUAACCUUCAUGUCAGGGCUGCACCGCUCUGGACGAGGGUUUCUGCUGUCCUACACCACAGACCAGUAUCAAGAUCUCAUUUCUUGUUUACAACGAGGAUCUCAUUUUAACUUGCAGUCAUUUAGCGUUUACUGCCCUGCUGGGUGUAAGAAUGUCACAGGGGAUGUGUGGGGGAACUCUGAACUGGGUUACAGAGAUACCUCCGUGCUUUGCAAGUCUGCUGUCCACGCUGGAGCUACGUCUGAUAAUAUGGGGGGUCGUGUCACUCUGACUCGUGAUAGAAGUCUCAAACACUAUGAAUCCACCUUUGCCAAUGGAGUCCUCUCUAAAAUGGGAUCGUUAUCUGAGAAGAAGCUGCUCUUCAGCCAAGAAUGCAAAAACAUCCUACCUGUUUCCGGCCUUAAUUCCUCGACUUUCUGGAACAUAAACAGCCAUGAGUUCCCAUUCUGGACAGCAGAAAAUAAUGAUGCCAACCCAUGGGUGGAGCUGGAGCUGAGUGAUAGAAGCACCAUCACAGGAAUUAUAACAAUCGGAUUCACGGAGUACUACACAGAAUCCUACAUUCUUCAUUUCAGCAAAGACAGAAAGAAUUGGAAGCUCUACAAAAGUGCUUUCAGCAAAGAAAGCAAGGUGUUUCAGGCGUAUAACGAGGGUCACCUCAGGGUUCUCAACAGCUUGUUUCCACCUGUGGUUGCUCGGUUCAUUCGGCUAAAGCCGCUGAGCUGGCAUGGCAGAGCCUCAGCUCAGGUCCAGGUCCUGGGUUGUCCUGUAACAAAGCUCACACCAAGGUCCCACUCACCUCGAGUUACCUUGGGAAUGCCGCGCCCAAGCCCCUCUCCCACCCCCACAAAGAACCCAGUGUUAGUGGAGACAAGCAACAGUCAGCCGGUAAUCGUGGCAGUGGUCCUGGGGUUGAUAAUAUGCGUGAUUUGUUUGUUUGCUGGUGUCUGGUGGAAGAGAAGAAAAAAAGAAUCACAAAUGAAGUACUCUUUAUCUAAAGUAGGUUGUCAGAGUUUCCAGGCAAAGAGUGUCCCCUGCACGCAAUCUGAGCUUUUCUCCUACCCUCUGGAGCGAAAUGUCCACGAUGCUCUACCUAGCCCUCCUCUCAAUGACUACGCAGAGCCCACUGUUGCAGCUCUUGGACAGAAGGUUGGGUCGACAUUUAGACCCUCCUCAGACGAGGGCUACACCACCCCCUUCAUCUUGAACCAUUAUGACACUCCUGGCAACCUGCCAGAGUAUGCCGAGCCACUUCCCCAUGAAUCCGAGUACGCCACCCCAUUCGGCGAUCAGCCCUCUGAGUCCAACCUGGCAAAUUUGACUGGGAUGCUUCAGAGCAAUACACACAGACCUCCUGUGCCAGUGCCACUGCCCGCGGCUAGUGCCAGGACAACAUACAGCCACGCUCAGUAUGACUGCCCCUCACACAGAAUUCUAUCCAACGGUUAUUGCACUCCUGCUGUACACGUCAGUGGCCCAAGAACCGUCAGCACAGUCUACGCUGAGCCCAAGUCAUGUGACUCUUUAUUACAGAAUCACACAUACGAGGAGCCUUUGUGAGCUCAACUCGGACACAGAGAACAUAAAGACUCUCUUGAGCUAAACGUGCAGUGGGACCAAAGGAGCACUAACACUGACAGAGCUGAACUUCCAGUGAGGAGUCACUUUGGACCUCUAUGCAUAUGUGAUGUUACAGAAUAAUCUGAAAACCAUGUGGACAGUUAUUUCCCUCCAGGAAAUAUGUAUUUGUACAGUGGAAAUAUCCUAUGAUGCACAAGGAAAGUCCAGGUUCAGUUGUGUCUAAGAUAAUGUUUAUUGAUGUCAAUUGUCAUCACACGCUGCACUUUCAGAAAACACAUACAGUAAUGUAUGUGUCAGUCUGUUUAACAGGUUAAUGCAAACAACUGAAUGUAACUUGAACAUUUCAACAUGUUUUGUAAAAGGGGAAACAUUUAAGAAGCACUAUGAAUGGUUCACUGUAACAAAGUGGUUAAGAUGUUGCUGUGAUUUUAAAAACAUUGGGUGGCUCUCUGAAUAUCUAACAAUUAUAUUGUUGUCUUCAAUCUGCUGGUUGUUGUUCCUCACAAAACCUAUAUCCAUUUAUAACAUACAUAGUAAAGUAACAAACAAACACUGGUUUAAAAUAAAUGAUUAAAUUAUGGUAUAAUACAGAAAGGCACAACAGGCAAGCUUAUGUCAUUAUUGGGACAGAGGACUUUAGAUGUGAUCCAAACUACUGCAGUGUCCUUGAGCAGGACUCGAACAAACUCGAGAGCUGUCACCACAACAACAAAACCUUAAAACUGGAGAAGGCUGCUAGUGUGUGGCCUCUUCAUUGCUUUUCGAUUUCUGUUAUUUAACAGCAUCUUAACCACAAAUGAGAAGCACAAAUAAAGUAAAAGUAUGUUCUAAGAGUCAUAAACAG
Paralichthys olivaceus (Japanese flounder) is the source of this 2899-nucleotide messenger RNA. RefSeq names its product discoidin, CUB and LCCL domain-containing protein 1. Gene Ontology annotation, cellular component: plasma membrane. The record is from RefSeq and is a predicted model, not a curated record. Gene Ontology annotation, molecular function: signaling receptor activity. NCBI's taxonomy places the organism in Eukaryota, Metazoa, Chordata, Actinopteri, Pleuronectiformes, Paralichthyidae.